CAUCCACUUCAUUCAAGAUUCACGACCGCGCUGGCUUAGAAUCAACGGCAGCUAAACAUCAAGCCCCAUCUUGAAUCUCAAACGUCACGAGUGGAACAGUCAUGUUCAAGAGAAUAGCAAAGCUAGCCAAGGCAAAUGAGAGGGAUGAGAAGCUUGGUAUCCCAGUGGGAGAAGACUUCCCGCCCGAAGCGAGGAUGGGAUUCUCAGAUGACGAAGAUGAGAGCGACAGCGAGUCCGAAGAUGAUUCAGAAGAUGAUGAAUCAGGCCAUGAUACAGCAAACGAGGCCGAAGAUGGUGCAGAGUUUGUCGAAACAGCUCAGAAUGAAGAGGAAAGCAGCCGAGACGACGAUGAUGAAGAGGUAGAUGAGGAGGAGGAGGAGGAGCUAGACCUAGAGCAGGCACCCAUGUCCAUCCCUCAAGCGCUUGAAAGCACGAUCUACGUAGCGUUCGAUGCGCCCUUGAAGAAGACCUUUCAAAUUCGAUCGUGCGUCCUUUGUCCAGAUGCGCAGCUAAAAAACGACAAGGACACGCAGGAUCACGUUUCCAGCCAGGCACAUGCAAAGCGACUCGCCAAAUUCGAGGCAUAUAUUGGGGAGAACUUGUCGGAGAAGGAAAGGACGGCGCCGCCUUCUGAGGGAGGUGCAGAUCCCCGUCACAUCGUUGCCGAAAUUGCAGCGGCGUCGCGGCGAGCAGAGGCAAGCCGGAAGAAGCACAAGCAAGCCAAGCCUUCGUCUUCAAAGACCUCGAUCAAAAGCGAUGCAUCACCGAAGAAAAAGGACGGAAUGACAAAGAGCGAGAGGAGGCGAGCUUACAAAGCCGCGCAGAAAGCCAAAAAGGAAGAGAAGCGCAAAGCGAGAGCAGGUCCACAGAGUCAGGCAGCAUUGAAUACUGAGGCCAAUUCUUCGACUCUCGGGAACGCUUCAGCGGCAAAAAGUCCCGCCGCCAGGAAAGCAACCUCGCGGGAUGAGCACGGCGGGGUCAAGAAGAUCGACAGCGGUGAGGUAGGAAUAUCCACAACGGCCACCAAAGUGUCUAAGAAGCGGAAGGAUCAAAGUGCAGAGCCAUCCCACGCCUCGAAACUAUCCGGCGCAGCUCUCGAAGCUGCAAGUGACAAGAAGGCAGCCAAGAAAGCUAAGAGAAAUUCGGCUUCGGAUCUGCGCCAUCCAUAGAUCAUUCGAGCUUGCGCUACAGUACCGCGCGCACAUCGCAAUGACGCUGGUCAAGCAACGCGAUAGAGUGGACAUUAUCCCUCGAGUAUAGCAAGCUGGGCACCUUGAUCCGCAAUUUGCCAUUCAAGAUCCAGCUCGUCCAGGAAUGACUUCAUCUAAGAAGGUGAUAGCGAUGUGUGCAAAGCGUCGGUGUCAGUCAAGCUGUGCUUGUGACUGACCGCGGACGUCACCUGCUCACCAUCAUCUGUCUACGCUCAGCUUCCUGCUUGGCAGUCUCUGUUCGCAAUCUUUCGCCUCUGAGCUUCAGUAGUCUGAGGUCACAGCAGUGAUGUGUUAGUAUUCCAUUAUACCGUCC
Messenger RNA from Ceraceosorus guamensis, 1524 nucleotides. RefSeq lists its product as hypothetical. NCBI's taxonomy places the organism in Eukaryota, Fungi, Basidiomycota, Exobasidiomycetes, Ceraceosorales, Ceraceosoraceae. Bases 102 to 1169 code for a protein of 355 amino acids. The transcript is spliced from 3 exons. The record is from RefSeq and is a predicted model, not a curated record.